GUCACUUCCGGCCCUGGAGGAUUUCCCGCAUUUAAAGCAGGAAGUGACGACACACGGGACUAUUUCCUCUCAUGGCGCGCUGAUUGUGUAACUGCCGGAGAAAUAGAACCGCGGGGGCGCGGCCAGGGCCACAACUUCCGCCAGUGUCCGACCCACCGUGGCCGAGGUCCCGCCUUCAGGAGACGUCACUCCCAGCAGCGCUAGCGGCAGCAUGUCGGUCAUUGAUAUGUUUGUGCAACUGCAGAACGGGCUGAGUGCGGACCAGGAUGUGCGGGAGGAAAUCAGGAAAGUGGUGCAGAGUUUGGAGCAGACGGCGCGGGAAAUCCUUAUACUGCUGCAGGGGGUUCACCAGGAGGCCGGAUUCAAGGACAUACCAGCGAAAUGCUUGCUAGCCCGGGAGCACUACGGCACGGUGAGAGCCCAGCUGGCCGCCCUGCAGACCAAGUUCCCCACUGAGCAGUACUACAAGUUCCAUGACCAGUGGAGAUUCGUGCUGCAGCGCUUGGUCUUUUUAGCUUCGUUCCUCGUCUACUUGGAGAGCGAGACGCUCGUGACCCGAGAAGCCGCGGCCGAGAUAUUGGGGAUUGCGUACGAGCGGGAGAAGGGCUUCCAUUUGGAUAUUGAAGAUUAUCUCUCGGGGGUGCUGAAUCUGGCUAAUGAGCUGCGUUAAUUGGCUGUAAACAGCGUCAUUGCGGGAGAUUAUUCCCGCCCCCUCCGCAUCGCCUCCUUCAUCAACGAGUUGGACUUCGGCUUCCGACUGCUGAACCUGAAGAACGACUCCCUGCGCAAGCGCUACGAUGGGCUCAAGUACGACGUCAAGAAGAUCGAGGAGGUGGUCUAUGAUCUGUCUAUCCGGGGUCUCAGCAAGGAGGAGCCGGCCCCUGCCCAGGGGAAGUAACGGACCUUCUAAGGGUUAAUGUUUGUAUUAAAUGGGUCGGCGGGAGGCAGCCUCCGCUGAGGACGUGAUUGGCUGGAUUGGCGCUGCCCAAUGUUUAUUUUCUUUGUUGUGGUUGGUCGGACAGACGCUCUCAACAGGACUCCCCUAUCUUUGUGUUUGGAUUUUCGUGAGAA
Molecule: messenger RNA, 1071 nt
Organism: Xenopus tropicalis (tropical clawed frog)
Lineage: Eukaryota; Metazoa; Chordata; Amphibia; Anura; Pipidae
Product: translin-like
Exons: 6
Biological process (GO): RNA metabolic process
Cellular component (GO): nucleus; cytoplasm
Molecular function (GO): RNA binding; sequence-specific DNA binding; nucleic acid binding
Source: RefSeq, a predicted model, not a curated record